Molecule: messenger RNA, 1029 nt
Organism: Ictalurus punctatus (channel catfish)
Lineage: Eukaryota; Metazoa; Chordata; Actinopteri; Siluriformes; Ictaluridae
Exons: 6
Coding region: 79-813 (244 amino acids)
Source: RefSeq, a predicted model, not a curated record
UGUUUUUUUUCCACCUUAUUAAAAUACACAGUGUGGGUUGAAAUCUGUAAACGCAUACUCAUCACGCUUUAGGUUGACAUGUCUGACAGAGAUUUUACUCUCCUUUUUUGCCUUUCUCUAACACUUCAACAUGUAUGCACUGGAUUCCAGGUGUGGACACUAUUGCAGUACAACAGCAAAGACAACAACUCAGUCAAUAUAAUAUGUCAACAUAAUGCACUGGAAAACUGGACUAUUCGUGCCGAAGUGCUCAUGAAUAAUGAAAACUUUUGCAAUGCAAAGCAAAACAACACAGCAUGUGAAAUGAGACAAGAAGGAAAACAGUUCAAUUUUACACUGAAAAUUACUGCUGAGCAAAGAAGACUUCCUUUUAAUUGUUUGGUUUACAAAAGUGGACCACUCCCCAUCCAAUUGAGAAAGGGAGAAGAAAUGAUGCUGUUCCCAGGAUGCGAUAUUCCACCUCCGAUACCUACGAACUCAAGCAAAUGCUUGGAUGUGGGCAGUGAUUGCGCUCAUACUGCUCUAGUCGGUUUACUCACCUGGGCUCUGAUUGGAUUUGUGCUUCUGCUGUUUCUCUACAGUUUCAUUAUUACUGUUGUUUAUAUCAAACUAAGGCUCGCGAUUUCUGAAGAGCUAACAUUAACCUAUGUUCCAAUGCAGCAAAAUUGGUUCAGACCCAAGAAGAAAGUGAAAGUGCAGGGAGCAGACAAGAAUGCAGAAUACAUGGAUAUGCGUAAGGUGCAUCACCAAGCACAACCCAUCAGAGACAUGAACCACAACUCUCGCCUGAAUCCUGUGGGCUUUAGUGUCUGAUGUUUCUGUAAUUAUUCAUAUGAGUAUUGAUUUUAUAACACAGAAGAGAAAACUGUAGCCUACAUUGCCUUCACCUGAAAGCAUAUUAUUGCUAUACCUUAAGACUGUAAUUUCGCUAUCUUGUGUCUUUGCUAUCUUGCUUCUAAGCUGAUACUGUUUAUCCAGCAAAUGUUAUGUUAUAUUAUGUUAUAAAAAUAUAUAAAUAUAUAAAAAUCA